This is a messenger RNA of Bacillus rossius redtenbacheri, 799 nucleotides long. Its product is annotated as small ribosomal subunit protein uS7. Gene Ontology annotation, molecular function: structural constituent of ribosome; mRNA binding; rRNA binding. Bases 85 to 741 code for a protein of 218 amino acids. Lineage: Eukaryota; Metazoa; Arthropoda; Insecta; Phasmatodea; Bacillidae. Gene Ontology annotation, cellular component: cytosolic small ribosomal subunit; ribosome. The record is from RefSeq and is a predicted model, not a curated record. Gene Ontology annotation, biological process: ribosomal small subunit assembly; translation. The transcript is spliced from 6 exons.
AAGUAUGUUGGUGUACCUGCAAAUGUUUCGGUCUUUCCGGUUUGUCGUGCGCGUAUGUUGAUAUCUUUCUGAAGGCCGGCGACCAUGGCGGAGGUGGAGACGUUCGAGGAGGAGAUGGCGGUGGUGGAGGCGGAGCCCACGGUGGCCCUGGCGCAGCCCGCAGAGCUGCCGGAGAUCAAGCUGUUCGGCCGCUGGAGCUGCGACGACGUGCAGGUGUCGGACAUGUCCCUGCAGGACUACAUCGCGGUGAAGGAGAAGAACGCCAAGUACCUGCCCCACUCGGCGGGACGCUACGCGGCCAAGCGCUUCCGCAAGGCGCAGUGCCCCAUCGUGGAGCGGCUCACCAACUCCCUGAUGAUGCACGGCCGGAACAACGGCAAGAAGCUGAUGGCGGUCCGCAUCGUGAAGCACGCCUUCGAGAUCAUCCACCUGCUCACCGGCGAGAACCCGCUCCAGGUGCUGGUGUCGGCCAUCAUCAACUCGGGGCCCAGGGAGGACUCCACGCGUAUCGGGCGCGCGGGCACCGUUAGGAGGCAGGCCGUCGACGUGUCGCCGCUGAGGCGUGUCAACCAGGCGAUAUGGCUGCUGUGCACCGGGGCGCGCGAGGCUGCGUUCCGCAACAUCAAGACCAUCGCGGAGUGCGUCGCCGACGAGCUCAUCAAUGCUGCGAAGGGUUCGUCCAACUCGUAUGCUAUUAAGAAGAAGGACGAACUGGAGCGAGUGGCCAAGUCGAACCGUUAAAAGUUGGUUUAUUUCACCUGUAAUCUGUGACUCUGUCAUUAAAAGUUUGUAAAAGCUA